Molecule: messenger RNA, 1872 nt
Organism: Phialemonium atrogriseum
Lineage: Eukaryota; Fungi; Ascomycota; Sordariomycetes; Cephalothecales; Cephalothecaceae
Exons: 2
Coding region: 1-1872 (623 amino acids)
Biological process (GO): regulation of mRNA stability; nuclear-transcribed mRNA poly(A) tail shortening
Cellular component (GO): P-body
Molecular function (GO): mRNA binding; protein binding
Source: RefSeq, a predicted model, not a curated record
AUGCUCAACAUGUCAAACAUCAUGAGCAACCGCAAUAGCACCCCCGAGGCCGGCCACGUCUCCCUGAGACCCCCCUCCUCUCGAGCUGUUGGGGCGGGACUUGGCCGUGCCUCGGCCGACGUCGGUGCUCUCACCGGCCAAUCCUCGUCCCGCCCGAUCAGGCCCUCCUCCGAUUUCUACGGCCAGUCUCAGCAAGGCCAGGGCCAGGGCCCCGAUAUCGAUCCUCAGGACAAGCUUGCUCAGCAAUGGAUUGCCGACAUCGACCAGUACGAGACCACCCUUGAAGAGAUGGCUGCCGCUACACUCGACCAGGAUUUCAAGGAUGAGCUGAGUGCUAUCGAGCAAUGGUUCCGCGUCCUUAGUGAGGCCGAGCGGACUGCAGCUCUGUAUGCCCUGCUCCAGCAGACCACUCAGGUCCAAGUUCGCUUCUUCAUCCAGGUUCUGCAGCAGAUGGGCAAGAAUCAUCCCAUGUCGGGGGUACUCUCGCCUGCCAACUUUGAUAAAGAUCCGAUGACGAACCGCCUAAGCGAUGCGAUGAACAAGCUGAAUGUCGAUUCUACUCGACACUCCCUCGCCCGUCCCAGUGGCUCGGGAGCGAGCAAGAGACAUUCAGGCCUCGAUUCGUCAACCAUCAAUGCCAUGUUCCCAGAUGCUGCAGCCGCAAUCGCGACCGAAAAGGCAAAGUUCACCCAGCACACUGGCAAUCCCCCAACUUCCAACCGCAACAGCACGAUCGACAACCGGAACUCGCUGGCAGCACCCGCAAUCUCUGGUGCCAACGACGACAGUAAUGGGCAGAACCCGCAGUCGCCAUGGGGCCCCGGCGAUUCAUCACGGCCCAAGUCCUCUUCCGGCCAGCCUCCGAUGGGCCAGUUUGUCCAGCCGCCCCCAUCUGCCGGUCUCCGGUCGCCCAGGCCACAGAUCUCGGGCAACUCGAACAUUCAGAACACCACAAUAAUGGCAAGCGACAAAUCCGUUUCGGACCUCCCCCUGCUGUCCCCCUACGCCACCACCAGUGGAAACUGGGCCUCGAUGGUCAAUACCCCAAUGGUACCGAACUUCAACGCGAACCAGGGCAAUAAUCAGGCAGAUAUGGUUGCGAACGCCACAGCGAUGAAACUGGCAGCGCUGUCGACGGUCAACAACCGCUUCGCUCUGGACGAUGUGCGCAAGUACCGACGGGCUCGGUCGAAUGACGCCCCCGGCCAUAACCCCAAUCAAUUCUCGCCUGGUGCGCAGGGCGGCAACAUGCCUGGCAACAUUCCUGGGGCUAACGUUGUCAUGAUCAACGAGCACGGACAGGUCCUCAGCCGAGAACAGAUGAUAGCGAUUCAGAAUCAACAGGCGAUGGGAGGCUUUGGAGGCCACCGCUCCCGGCCGAGCUCUCCCGGCCUCGCCAUGCAGACUGGCUUUGGCCCAGCCAUGACCUUCACAUCACCGCAGAACAACGGUUUCCUGAGCGCCUAUGACGGCUCUUCCCCGCUAAUUAAUAAUGGACUGGCUCCAAUGAAUCUGGCCCAGCUCGGAUUGGGAGUCCAUCACGAGGGCUAUCUGUCGGACCACUCGGAUAUGGUCCGCGGCCGGUCCCCGCGCGGCCGACGGGGCAGCUCCAAGCCCCCCGAGGACCCGACAGACCCAGCCCUUCUGCAGGACAUUCCAAGUUGGCUGAGAAGUCUCCGCCUACACAAGUACACGGACAAUCUCAAGGACAUGAAGUGGACCGAUCUCAUCCAACUGGAUGACAAGCAGCUCGAGGAGCGAGGAGUCAACGCUCUCGGUGCCAGAAGAAAGAUGCUCAAGGUCUUUGAGCAGGUCAGGGGUAAGGCAACAACGCUGAGUCCGGGUGAGAUUCCCGAGAAGAACAAAAGCUAA